Molecule: messenger RNA, 2418 nt
Organism: Vigna umbellata (rice bean)
Lineage: Eukaryota; Viridiplantae; Streptophyta; Magnoliopsida; Fabales; Fabaceae
Source: RefSeq, a predicted model, not a curated record
UAAAGUCUCCCUAAGAGAAAUUUAUGAUUGAGUAGGUGAGUGGUGGAAGCAAAGAAGUUUACGAAGGUAGGGGCUGUGGGUAGUCUCGAAUGGCAGUGCAAAGGGUUUUGGAGUCAGAAGUGGUGAGAAUUGUGGAGAAAUGCAGCACUCUUAAUCAUGCGAAACAAGUUCACGCCCAUAUCUACGGUAACAACCUCCACCAAUGUUCCUACGUAAUCACCAAGCUCUUACGCCUCGUCACCUCGCUCACCCAUGUGCCGCUCGACUCCUACCCUCGCCUUAUCUUCGCACAGGUCCACACCCCAAACCCCUUUCUCUGGACUGCUCUCAUUCGCGCCUACGCCGUCCGAGGACCCCUCUCCCAAGCCCUUAGCCUCUUCUGCUCCAUGCGCGAACGACACAUCACUCCCCUCUCGUUUACCUUCGUAGCUCUCUUUUCCGCUUCCGGUGCCGCUCGCCACAUCGGUUUGGGAGCGCAGCUCCACACCCAGACACUCUUGGUUGGUGGGUUCGAUUCUGAUAUGUAUGUCCACAACGCUAUGAUUGAUAUGUACGUGAAAUGUGGGUUUACGCGAUGCGCACGCAAGGUGUUCGAUGAAAUGCCUGAACGGGAUGUCGUUUCUUGGACCGGGCUGAUUGUUGCUUACGCGAAGAGGGCCGAUAUGAAGGCUGCGCAGGACUUAUUUGAUGGGUUGCCUGUGAAGGAUAUGGUUGCUUGGACUGCGAUGGUUACUGGGUAUGCGCAGAAUGCCUUGCCGGAAAAUGCGGUGGAGGUUUUCCAGCGGUUGGUAGACGAGGGUGUCGAGAUUGACGAAGUUACCUUGGUUGGUGUUAUAUCUGCUUGUGCUCAAUUGGGUGCGUCUGUUUAUGCUAAGUGGAUAAGGGACAUUGCUGAGAGUUCUGGAUUUGGGGAUGGAAGUAGUGUCCUUGUGGGGUCAGCCUUGAUAGACAUGUACUCAAAAUGUGGUAAUGUGGAGGAGGCAUAUAAUAUCUUUAAAGGAAUGAGGGAGAGAAAUGUGUUUUCUUACAGUUCUAUGAUUGUGGGGUUUGCUAUACAUGGUCAAGUUCAUGCAGCGAUUAAGUUGUUUUAUGACAUGUUGGAGACUGAUGUGAAACCAAACUGUGUAACUUUUGUAGGGGUGCUUACUGCGUGCAGUCAUGCUGGCUUGGUAGACCUAGGGCAGCAACUCUUUGCUACUAUGGAAAAGUAUUAUGGUGUUGCUCCAACCCCACAGCUUUAUGCAUGCAUGGCGGAUCUUCUUGGUCGAGCUGGAUACUUGGAAAAGGUAAUACGGCUUGUUGAGACAAUGUCUAUGAAGCCUGAUGGAGCUGUGUGGGGGGCGCUUCUUGGAGCAUCAUACGUUCAUGGGAAUCCUGAUGUUGCGGAAAUUGCUUUCAAGCAUUUAUUUGAGCUUGAACCUGAUAACAUGGGAAAAUAUUUGUUGCUUUCUAAUACCUAUGCAUCUGUUGGAAGAUGGGAUGAUGUGUCUAGGGUCAGGAAAUGGAUCAGAGAGUAAAAUUUGAAAAAAGAUCCAGGAUGGAGCUGGGUUGAAGCAAAAAAUGGAAUGAUUCACAAGUUCGCUGCUGGUGACUUGAAACAUCCACAAAUUAAUGAGAUAAAGAAGGAAUUAAAUGAACUUUUGAAACGACUAAAGGGUAUUGGAUAUCAGCCAAAUCUAAGUUCGGUGCUGUAUGAUGUUAAUGAUGAUGAAAAAAGGCUGUUACUAAUGUCUCACAGCGAAAAACUAGCGUUGGCAUUUGGAUUGCUGAGUACUGAUGCCGGUUCCACCAUAAAAAUUAUGAAGAACCUUAGUAUAUGUAAGGAUUGUCAUAUUGUAAUGUGUGGAGUAUCAAGACUUACUGGAAGAAAAAUUGUUGUGAGGGAUAACACGAGAUUCCACCACUUCUUUAAUGGGGCCUGCUCUUGUAGAAAUUUUUGGUGACAGAGGCUAGUGCCAUAUGCGGGUGAAUAUUGACGCAUAGGUGUUGGAAGGAUAACAUAGUGACCUUCUCUCAUUUUUGGUAAACUAGAGGUUGAAUUCAUCAUUGAGGAGUGUUAAAAAUGAAGAGGGAAGGCAGGUGAUUCACGUGAAGGUAAUAGGAGAGGCUAGCCAUUUAUCAGGUUAUUCUUUCUCUGCCCAAAACAACAUUAUCCAUCCUUCUGCAGAGCUUGGGGCAAAAACAACUGUUGGACCACAUUGUAUGUUGGGGGAAGGUUCACAAAUGGGUGACAAAUGCAGUGUGAACCGGUCUGUCAUUGGCCGUCAUUGUCGGAUAGGUGCCAAUGUUAAGGUGGGAUGAUAUAUUAUUCUUACAAGUUAGCAGGAGGUUACAUUUUGGUCUUCUGAUUUAUCUGUGGCAUAUGGACUCCAACCCACAAUGAGUGAUCAGCAACACUGUCUAGCAUAUUCCUAAUGA